Messenger RNA from Gadus chalcogrammus (walleye pollock), 1392 nucleotides. Its product is annotated as nucleolar pre-ribosomal-associated protein 1-like. The coding region runs from base 1 to 645 and encodes 214 amino acids. The transcript has 2 exons. NCBI's taxonomy places the organism in Eukaryota, Metazoa, Chordata, Actinopteri, Gadiformes, Gadidae. The record is from RefSeq and is a predicted model, not a curated record.
AUGAAUGGCCAAUCAGGCGAUGGCGAGGAGGCGACGGUCGUCGACAGCGGCCUGGCGGGCGACACGGCCCUCCUGCUCACCCGCUGGUCCCUGAGGUCCUUGCUGGAGCACCCCUUCCAGCACCCCCCCACCCUGGAGUUCCUCCGCUGGUUCCACAGGGUGGCCCCCCCGCACCCGGACACGGUAGACAAGAUCCUGGGCGACGCCGGCGCCAAGGAGGACCUGCUGCGGCUCUACCACCGGGCCGUGGAGCUCCGGGCUCCGGCCUCGCCCUCCCCCUGCAGAACGGAGACCCUCGAGCUGUUCACUGGCGUCAUGCUGCGUCUGCUGGAGGCCCAGGGACCCCUCCCUCUCGGGGAGCUCCACGCCGGGGUGGUCUCCGCCUGCCUGUCGGACCCCUCCACCCCUCAGGCCCGACGCGACGCCGGCGUGGUGCUGCUGUCGCUGUACGUCCACGAGAUGUGGAGCGGCGCGUGCUCGCCCCACCUCUUCCUCCAACACGUCCGCCUGGUGACCGCCGCAGCCAAGCCCAAGGGGAAGAGGAGGACGACCAAAUCUACGCUGGAGGAAUCGCACGUCAGUGCCAUCUGUAAUGACAUCGUCGCCAGGACCACAGACGGUUCCGGAACUCGGCCCUCAGUUUAAAAAAACAGAAAGAAUGAACCUUGACUUUUAAUCCUGUUUUUGUAUAAAAAUAACUAAACGUAAAAAUGAACUAUUCUGUUUUCUUCUGUUUGAUUUUUUAUCAUGUGUGUUUUGAAACCGGCUCAGCUCAGUUAUUUAAGUAAUAAUAUGGAUAUGAGCUCUGUAUAUUACAACUGGGUAAAUAAAAUACUAUCCUACACAUUACUCAAACUGAAAGGUGGUAAACUCAAUUCAUUUAUUAUUUUCAUAAAACGUCGCAGUGAUCAAGUUGGUUUAUCCUCAGUGGAUCUUUGUGUGUUCCUCAGUGGAUCCAUUUGAAAUAGUAAGUGGACAUCGAUUCAGAUUCACUACCCCUCAGACCAGUGGACUGCGCCUCCGUUUUUGCUGAUUGCGAGUCCUGCAAAAUAAUACACUAUCAAUCAUUAAAUGGAAUGGAUUUUCCCUCCUUCUGGUACUUGGCCUUUAACUUUUUACAUCAAACUUGCCUCAAAAAGUUUCCGUUGCAGGACAUCAGAGUGAGGAUUAGGAAGAGAAACCCGACAAACGCAGCCAUGGUGAUCCAGAAUAUUAUAACUAUAGAGUCUGUAAGGAGAAAUAGAUCCAGAAUGUGGUAGCCAUAGUCUUUUUAGGAUAGAUACAUAAAAAUGUAAUGACUUAAUAGUCUGUAAGGAGUUUGAUAUACCAAGAAUACAUCUAGGGUAUAUAAGGAGAUGUAUAUAUUCUAAAUAUAACUAUGUUGUAUAAAGG